UCAUUUAGAUACAACUGUAGUAACUGUAAAAAGCUUGAGUUCAGUUUUCAUUUGACUGGGCCAGCGUGCGCUACACAAGUCUUCAAAUCAUAUUGAAAUUGCUACUAAUCGAGCGUGAAAUAAAUUUAGUUAAAAUGUAUAUAUUAGUAAUGCUUAUUUUAAAUAUAGUGACGAUGGCAAUUGAUAUGGGUUCGAGUACCGAAAUCGAUUAUUGCAAACUAAAGUGUGCGGAUCCGAAAAAAGAGCAUGCCGUUUGUGCUAAUAAAGAUAAGAAACUGAUUGAGAGUUGUCCGACUGAUACUACGAUACUGUCAUUAGAUGAACUCCAAAAUGUCAUACUACAAUUGCACAAUGAACGGCGUGAAUUUGUGGCAAGCGGCAAGGACGAUAUACUGCCGCCCGCUGCACGUAUGGGUCAACUAUUUUGGGACGCAGAAUUGGCCGCUUUGGCUGAAUACAGCGUUAGACGUUGUCUUAUCAGUGAUCCGCACUGUUACACGACACCAAGCUUACCCAAUCCAGGACGUAGUGCAAAUGUUUAUAAAUUCGAAGCGGUCGAAACUUCACGCGCGGAUUUAAUGAAGUCACGCAUAGUUGAAUGGCUGGAAACAGGCAGAGAUUGUACAGCGGAAAUAGCAGCGAACUUUCCAGAGAAACCACCGGGACAUGUCGACUUCUUCGGUCGUGCCAUUACGGAUAGUAAUAAUCAAGUUGGUUGCGCAGCAUCGGAAUGGGUGAAGAAAUCGGAUAAAUUUUUCCUUUUAGUUUGUCUAUACACGAAUGACGUCGAACCGGGUAGACGUUUAUAUAAAUUUGGUCGUCCAGCGUCGCGUUGCCUAACGGGUACCAGUGAUUUGUACAAUAAUCUGUGUACCUCCAACGAAGACUAUCAGAUAGCUGAUGCUGAACAAGAACGUAGAAAACUUGCACCCUAUAAACCAUUACACAAGAAUGGUUCGGAUUACGAUGCACCCGAGGGCAGUCUUUGGCAAUUAGUCAUGUGAAUAGAAAGUGGCAUAUAAAAAAAUGAUGAAACGAAGGAAUUGAAUUUCAGUGCUUCUCUUUUUUAUAUUAUUUAAAAUCUAAGAGAUCUUAUAUAUUUGAACAUGUAUAUACUAUAGUAUAUUGGGUUUGAAAUAAACAGAUACAGUAUAGUACUUAUUUA
This is a messenger RNA of Zeugodacus cucurbitae (melon fly), 1165 nucleotides long. Its product is annotated as scoloptoxin SSD552. The transcript is spliced from 3 exons. NCBI's taxonomy places the organism in Eukaryota, Metazoa, Arthropoda, Insecta, Diptera, Tephritidae. The record is from RefSeq and is a predicted model, not a curated record. Bases 135 to 1004 code for a protein of 289 amino acids.